AGAAAUGUUCGAAUUAAAUUCCGGUUUAAAAACAUGGGUAAUUUCGGAAACACAAAGUUAAAUGUCUGACGUGUCACGCCAACGUGGAUUCUCUGCUCUCUUCCUUUUUCCAGAAACCAGGGAGAGAGAGGGUGAGAGAGACGAAGCAUCAAACAAAGGAAAAAGCAAAUACCAGGACAGAAAAUUCCGAGGGAAAACGCGAGAAAAUUUCUUAGGUUCCUGAGAAAAUCUGCAGCUUUUUUUUCUACUGUAAAGGGUAAAGCCGAAGGGUUUAACGUCUCUCCUAUCGUCGGAGAAAUUUGAAAUUUCGUCCGCAAAACGUGAAUGCAGCUUUAAUCUUCCGCAUUUUUAUCGUCGAUCAGAGAUUUUGAAGCUUAGAGAGAGCGAAACGUUUAUAUUGUGAUACAUUUGUGUUUUGAUUAAAUCGUUUGGAUCCAUGGUGUGGAAACACCUUCUGAUUGGGUUCUCAUGGAUUUUUUCUAAUGUUUCUCCCGUUGGAAAUCUUCAUUCGGGAUCGUUUCUAGGAAAAUCUGACCAGAUUUGGCCGUGAUAAUGGCUGCUUCAGUAAAGGUAGCUGUGGGGUCGCAUGUCUGGGUGGAAGAUACUGAUGAAGCCUGGAUAGAUGGAGAAGUAGUGGAAUCUAACGGGGAAGAGAUCAAAGUCAACUGCCAAACCAAGAUGGUUGUGGCAAAGGUUAAUUCUGUCUACCCCAAGGAUCCUGAGUUUCCUGAACUUGGCGUGGACGACAUGACAAAGCUUGCGUAUUUGCAUGAACCAGGGCUUCUUCUCAAUCUAAAAUCCAGAUACAAUGCAAAUGAAAUAUAUACAUACACGGGAAAUAUACUGAUAGCUGUAAACCCAUUUAAAAGAUUACCCCACCUAUAUGGAAAUGAGAUAAUGGAGCAAUAUAAGGGCACCGAUUUUGGCGAGUUAAGCCCACAUCCUUUUGCAGUUGCUGAUUCUGCAUACAGAAAAAUGAUCAAUGAGGGAGUAAGCCAGGCGAUCUUGGUGAGUGGAGAAAGCGGUGCUGGGAAGACAGAGAGCACAAAGAUGCUCAUGCAGUAUCUUGCAUACAUGGGUGGAAAAGCUGAGAGUGAAGGACAGUCUGUAGAACAGCAAGUUUUGGAGUCAAAUCCAGUUUUAGAAGCUUUUGGUAAUGCAAAAACCGUUAGAAACAAUAAUUCAAGUCGUUUUGGUAAAUUUGUGGAGAUUCAGUUCAAUCAUAUGGGAAGAAUCUCGGGAGCUGCUAUUAGAACAUAUUUGCUGGAGAGGUCACGAGUUUGUCAAGUUUCUGACCCUGAAAGAAACUAUCACUGCUUUUACAUGCUUUGUGCUGCGCCAGAACAGGAAACUAAGCGGUAUAAAUUAGGGGAACCGAACACAUUUCACUACCUAAAUCAAUCGAAUUGCUAUGCAUUGGAUGCGCUUGAUGAUUCCAAGGAAUACCUAGCUACGAGGAAAGCUAUGGACGUUGUUGGGAUUAGUCCUGAAGAACAGGAUGCAAUCUUCCGGAUAGUUGCUGCUAUCCUUCAUCUAGGAAACAUCGAGUUUGCUAAAGGUGAAGAUUCAGAUGCUGCAGAACCUAAGGACGAUAAAUCCCGGUUCCAUCUAAACGUGGCUGCAGAACUUUUCAUGUGUGAUGAGAAAGCUCUAGAGAACUCCUUAUGCCAAAGGGUGAUGGUGACUCGUGGUGAAAGCAUUACAAAGCCUCUUGAUCCCGGUAGUGCAGCACUAAGCAGAGAUGCUCUUGCCAAGAUUGUCUAUUCUAAAUUGUUCGAUUGGCUUGUGACUAAGAUCAAUAACUCCAUUGGCCAAGACCCAAGUUCGAAAUACAUAAUUGGAGUCCUGGAUAUUUAUGGAUUCGAGAGUUUCAAGACAAACAGUUUUGAACAGUUUUGUAUAAACCUGACAAACGAGAAGCUGCAACAGCAUUUCAACCAGCAUGUGUUCAAGAUGGAGCAAGAAGAGUAUACUAAAGAAGAGAUUGACUGGAGUUACAUAGAGUUCAUCGAUAAUCAGGAUGUCCUUGAUCUUAUAGAAAAGAAACCUGGUGGCAUUAUUGCCCUUCUCGAUGAGGCUUGUAUGUUUCCAAGAUCAACUCAUGAUACACUUGCGCAAAAGCUAUACCAGACAUUUAAUAACCACAAGCGCUUUACCAAGCCAAAAUUGGCUCGUACCGACUUUACAAUCUGCCAUUAUGCUGGUGAUGUCACCUAUCAGACUGAACUGUUUUUGGACAAGAACAAAGAUUAUGUUGUUGGAGAACAUCAAUCUCUCAUGAACUCUUCAGAUUGCUCCUUCGUCUCAUCGUUGUUCCCUAAACCGCGAGAGGAAUCCUCCAAAACAUCAAAGUUCUCAUCGAUAGGCUCUCAGUUUAAGCAACAACUACAAUCUCUGCUUGAGACACUGAACACCACAGAGCCACACUAUAUACGUUGUGUUAAACCCAAUAACGUUCUUAGGCCAGAAAUUUUUGAGAACGUUAAUGUUCUACAUCAACUUAGGUGUGGGGGUGUCAUGGAAGCGAUUAGGAUUAGUUGUGCUGGAUAUCCUACUAGGAAGCCUUUCAACGAAUUUUUAACCAGGUUCCGCAUUUUGGCUCCAGAGGCUACGGAUAGAAGCUUUGACGAAGUCGAUGCUUGCAAAAAGCUACUAGCAAAAGUUGACCUUAAAGGUUUUCAGAUAGGGAAGACAAAGGUGUUUCUUAGGGCAGGUCAGAUGGCAGAACUGGAUGCUCACCGAGCUGAAGUUCUUGGACAUUCAGCAAGGAUUAUACAGAGGAAACUCCGUACAUACCAAUCUCGCAAAAAAUAUAUGCUAUUGCAGUCCGCUUCAACUGAAAUCCAAGCCUUUUGUAGAGGAAGUAUUGCACGUAUUCAGUUUGAGGCCACGAGAAAAGAAGCUGCUUCUGUGAGAAUUCAGAAGCAGGCGCGGACAUAUAUAUGUCAGACAGCCUUUAAAAAGUUGUGUGUUUCAGCUAUUUUUAUUCAGACUGGGUUCCGUGCAAUGGAUGCUCGAGUUGAACUUCGAUACAGGAAGAAGAAAAAAGCAGCAAUCAUUAUUCAAAGUCAAAUCAGAAGAUGUUUGUGUCGAUGGUGGUAUUUGAGAAUGAAGAAAGCAGCUAUUACCACUCAAUGUGGCUGGAGAAUGAAAGUUGCACGCCGAGAACUGCGGAAGCUUAAAAUGGCUGCUAAAGAAACAGGAGCCCUUCAAGAUGCUAAGACUAAGCUGGAAAAGGAAGUGGAAGAACUCACAUCAUACUUAGAGCUUGAGAAACAAAUGAGGAUGGAGCUUGAGGAAACCAAAACUCAAGAAGUCGAAGAGUUGCGGUUAGCUUUAAAUGACAUGAAACUUCAGCUUGGGGAAACUCAAGAAACCAAAAGUGAGGAGAUUUUGAAGUUGCAGUCUGCCUUACAAGAUAUGCAACUGGAAUUUGAAGAACUUGCUAAGGAGUUGGAGAUGACAAAUGAUCUUGCUGCAGAAAAUGAACAGCUCAAGGAUUUGGUGAGCUCGUUGCAAAGGAAUAUUGAUGAAUCCAAGAACAAAUAUGAAAAAACAAGUAAGCUAAGUGAAGAGAGGGUAAAACAGGAGGUUCCCUUCAUUGACCAAGGUGUAAUUAUCAAACUCGAAGCUGAAAAUAAAAAAUUGAAGGGACUGGUCAGUACAUUGGAGCAGAAAAUCAAUGCGUUAGACGGAAAGCACGACGAAACAAGCUCAAACAUCUUAGACGAGUUGAAAGAGAGUGCUUCAUCUGAUUAUGAGAUGUUGAGUAAUCUUGCAGCAGAAAAUGAACGUCUGAAGGCACUUGUGAGUUCAUUAGAGAAUGAAACUAAUGAAGACGAUGGAAAUGGUUCAUCAAAUGAGUUAAAGGAAAAAACACGCAUGGUGAAAGAAGAGAGAUUAGCAGAAGAUGUUUCGGUUGAUAAGGAAAUGGCCGACAAGCUUGCUGCUGAAAACAAAGAUUUAUAUGAUCUGGUAGAUUUGUUGGAACAGAAAAUAGACGAAACAGAGAAGAAGUAUGAGGAAGCAAGUAGACUUUGUGAAGAGAGGCUUAAGCAGGUUAUAGACACAGAGACAAAACUAAUAGAGUUAAAAACAUCGAUGCAAAGGCUUGAGGAAAAGGUCUCUGACAUGGAAACAGAAGACAAAAUUCUUCGGCAGCAAGCAUUGUUUGAUUCAGCUUCCCGGAAAAUGUCACCCCAGGUGUCAUUUACAAGACCCCCACCAGUGGAGAAUGGACAUCAUGAAUCAUUUGCUCCUAUACCAUCAGGCAGGUUCGGGGCAAUGUCUUUCAGACGAUCUCAGAUUGAACAACAACCCCAUGAAUAUGUUGACGUCCUUCUCAAAUGUGUAUCACAAGAUGUCGGUUUCAGCCAUGGAAAGCCUGUUGCCGCAUUAACAAUAUAUAAAUGUCUCAUACACUGGAAACUAUUUGAAGCAGAGAAAACCAGUGUCUUUGACCGUAUUGUUCCUAUAUUUGGUUCAGCUAUAGAGGACCCGGAAGAUGAUAACAAUUUGGCUUAUUGGCUUACAAACACAUCUACGCUGCUGUUCUUGCUUCAAAGAAGCUUGAAAUCCCAUAGUACAACCGGUGCAAGUCCUAAGAAACCUCCUCAGCCAACUUCUUUUUUUGGGAGGAUGACACAGGGUUUCCGUUCACCCUCUUCGGCCAGCCUUUCAGGUGACGUAGUGCAACAAGUAGAUGCUCGAUACCCUGCUUUACUUUUCAAGCAGCAGCUUACAGCCUACAUUGAAACUAUAUAUGGAAUAUUUCAAGAGAAUGUGAAGAGAGAACUAGCACCGGUGCUUUUGUCCUGUAUUCAGGGACUGAAAGAUUUAUCACAUGAGUCCUCUGCAGAGACUUUAUCUGCUGAGUCAUCUGAACAGAAUUCACCAGAAAAGCCAUCUGAAGGGAAUCCACCGGGAAACCUGUCUGAAGAUAAUUCACCAGCAAAGCCAGCUGAAGAAGAUAUGUCACCAGAAAAGCCAUAUGAAGAAGAUAAGUCACCAGCAAAGCCAUCUGAAGAGAACUCACAGGAAAACCUAUCCAAGGAGAAUCCACAGGCAAAGCUAUCCACAGAGAAUUCAUCAGCAAAACCAUCUGAAGAGAAUACACCCACGAAAAGUUGGCAAGACGUCAUAGAUCUUUUAGAUCGGCUUCUCCGCACAUUGAAGAAAAAUUACGUUCCUCUGUUUCUUGCUCAGAAGAUCUUCAGCCAAACAUUCCAAGACAUCAACGUUCAACUCUUUAACAGCCUUUUGCAACGUGAAUCCUGCACAUUCAUAAUGGGAAAGAAAGUGAAUGCCUGGUUAAAUGAACUCGAGUCAUGGUGUAGCCAGGCAACUGAAGAGUUUAUAGGAUCUUCAUGGGAUGAACUCAAACACACAAGACAAGCUGUGAUACUCCUGGUUUCAGAACAGAAGUCCACAAUUACAUAUGAUGAUCUUACAACUAACCUCUGCCCGGCUCUUAGUACUCAGCAAUUGUAUAGAUUAUGUACCCUCUGUAAAAUUGAUGAUCACCAGGAUCAGAAUGUAUCUCCAGACGUGAUUUCCAACUUGAAACUUCUAACUACAGAUGAUGACGAAGACAGUCGUUCGUUCUUGUUAGACAAUAAUUCCAGCAUCCCCUUUGCAGCCGAUGAAAUCUCCAACUGUAUGCAAGAAAAAGACUUUGCCAAUGUAAAACCAGCUGUGGAACUCGCUGAUAACCCUAACUUCCACUUUCUCAAGGACUGAGACCUGUUCGAUUCUGACUUAAUAUGUUGCAAUUAAAUUGUAUAGUAAUCCUUUGCAUAGCUUUACGGUUUGUAGAAUCUUUGGUCGGUUCGUCAUCUAGGCUUUGGGAGGGAAUUUUGAGCUUAAGUGUAGGGCUCGCUCCCUUCUUUUGAUUUGUACGUUCAUUAUCUUCAGGGUGGUGGUUAGGUAAAAGCCAAUAGCAUUUUUUUUUACUUAUACAGCAGGAAACUUCUCUAUGUAGACAAACAGUAGAAAUCAGUUUUGUAACCUUUUCUGGAGAGAUUUGGUGACACCCUUAGUCCCAAAAUGGGUCAGAGAUUCAUAAUUGGCCU
This is a messenger RNA of Capsella rubella, 6071 nucleotides long. RefSeq names its product myosin-10. Lineage: Eukaryota; Viridiplantae; Streptophyta; Magnoliopsida; Brassicales; Brassicaceae. The transcript is spliced from 42 exons. The coding region runs from base 553 to 5739 and encodes 1728 amino acids. The record is from RefSeq and is a predicted model, not a curated record. Gene Ontology annotation, molecular function: microfilament motor activity; actin filament binding; ATP binding. Gene Ontology annotation, cellular component: vesicle; cytoplasm; actin cytoskeleton. Gene Ontology annotation, biological process: actin filament organization; vesicle transport along actin filament.